Coprinopsis cinerea okayama7#130 is the source of this 222-nucleotide messenger RNA. RefSeq lists its product as hypothetical. Gene Ontology annotation, biological process: multicellular organism development. The transcript is spliced from 4 exons. The record is from RefSeq and is a predicted model, not a curated record. Lineage: Eukaryota; Fungi; Basidiomycota; Agaricomycetes; Agaricales; Psathyrellaceae. Bases 1 to 222 code for a protein of 73 amino acids.
AUGGCCCCCACCACGAAGGCCAAGGGUUCAGCGGAGAAACCUGCGAAGAGAGCCAGGUCCACAGGUGGUGGAAAAAAGAAGCUGACCGCCUUCAACCUCUUCAUGAAAACUGAAAUGGCGCGGUUGAAGGAAACUGAACCUGAUAUGACACAUAAGGACAGGUUCAAACAGGCUACGGAGAACUGGAAAAACUCGCCCAAAAAUCCCAAGAACUCGUCUUAA